GAAGUGGACCGACAUGCACCGCAUGGCUGACAAGGUUCACCUGGAGGAGCUUGUGAAGACUGGCAUCCUGAAUGGUAAUGUGGAGGACAUGAUGAAGGUCCACCUGGGCUCCGUCUUCAUGCCCCACGGCCUGGGACACCUGCUGGGCAUCGACGUACACGACGUGGGAGGAUACCCUGAGAGAGACGCUUGGUGCAGGAGUGAGAGCGAAACAAAAAGAGGCCAAGCUGCAGGAACAAGUUCAGGAUGAGGACAGGAGAGGAGGGAAGGUAAAAUGUUGUCUGAACUCUGAACACAGACGGUUCCAGGUUGCGCUGGAUGAUUUUGCACAGUUAUGCACUUCUGACAACUAAAUAGAGAAGACGGUUAACCCACAGAAGCCCUGGUUGAACCACUGAGUGUUCAGCAGCAUAAAGUGUCAGUGAGAGAAGUACACUUCUGAGGCAGGGCUCACCAAAUGUGAAUGCAGUGCUCAGUCAGUCUGUGGGUACAAGACAAACAAUACUGUGGGCUACUUUCAAUUACAGUCAGACUUGUUGGAGACGACUUAAUGAACGGACAUCGUUCAUCUUUAAUGACAGAAUUUUUUUUCUUCCUAUCUGGGUAGAAAAGUUUUGAGCAGUGAACCUGAAGACUCAGCUGAAACACCAUCAAAUGAAAUUCUUUAAUGUGAGCUGCCAGAGAAACUCUGGCAUAUUUUAUGGCUUGAAGAACUGAUUCACAAAAAAUAUUCAACACUUGGAAAAACUGUUUCCUGUGGCAGUGUGUCUGUGCUACAGGAGCAACCUCUGUUUGGUCUGGGCUGCAGACAUCCUACCAUAUAUUUCAUCCAAAAUAUAAAUCCUAGCUCAAUACUAUAAUUAAAGGAUGCCGCUUCAGAGUCUUUUUAACAGUGCAGCUGCGGUUUCACGAACUGUACUGUU
Plectropomus leopardus (leopard coralgrouper) is the source of this 923-nucleotide messenger RNA. Lineage: Eukaryota; Metazoa; Chordata; Actinopteri; Perciformes; Serranidae. The record is from RefSeq and is a predicted model, not a curated record.